This is a messenger RNA of Triticum turgidum subsp. durum (durum wheat), 1137 nucleotides long. The record is from the annotation of a GenBank genome assembly. NCBI's taxonomy places the organism in Eukaryota, Viridiplantae, Streptophyta, Magnoliopsida, Poales, Poaceae.
AUGGCGCAGCCGUCGGCGGCGGCGAGGAAGCCCUCGGCAGCGCCAACCGUCGUCCUGACACUUGUCCUGGCCCUCGCCUCCGCGAGCCUCCUCUUCCUCCUAGUCCACCUGUCCCCUUCGUCGCCAUCCGCGCACCCGCACCCCCACCGCCGCCUCCGCCUGCGUGGUGCCCACCUCAGGCACGGAGGCGCCACCCCGCACCAGAUCCCGUUCGACCCCGUCAUCGCCGACCUCGAGCGCCGCCUGGACGACCGCGAGUGGGAGCGCCUGGCUGCCGCGGGGCUGCACGCGCCGGGCAUGGAGUCUGCCCCCGUCCCAGAGGACCUCGCAGACUAUGAGGACGAGUACAUCAAUGACGCCGCGCGGUUCAACAUGACGCUGCGCGUGGCGGCGCUCUUCCCCAAGAUCGACGUGGACCCCGCCGACGACGCCGUGACGGGCGCCGAGCUGGCCGCGUGGAAUCUCGCGUCCGCGCGGCGGGAGGUGCUGCACCGCACCGCCCGGGAGCUCGACCUGCACGACCGCGACCACGACGGCCGCGUCGCCUUCUCCGAGUACGAGAGGCCCAGCUGGGCUUGGCGGUUCGACGAUAAUAACUCAACCAGUGAUGGGAUGGGAUGGUGGAAGGAGGGGCACUUCAAUGCUGCGGAUAUGGACGGUGACGGCUUUCUAAAUCUGACGGAGUUUAACAACUUCUUACAUCCAGCUGAUACUACCAACCCAAAGCUAAUACAUUGGUUGUGCAAAGAAGAAGUCAGGGAAAGAGACAAAGAUAAUGACGGGAAGCUCAAUUUCCAAGAGUUUUAUAAUGGAUUGUUUUAUUCAGUUCGACAUUACGAUGAUGAAACUUCAACAGAUGACUCCAAUGGCUCUGAUGCACCGGCUAGAAAAUCGUUUUCACAGCUUGAUCUGGAUAAUGAUGGGCUUUUGUCAGCAGACGAGCUAAAACCUAUCAUCGGAAAACUCCAUCCAGCAGAAAACUUCUAUGCCAAGCAACAAGCUGACUAUGUGAUAUCACAGGCUGACACAAACAAAGAUGGACAGCUGAGUUUGAAUGAGAUGAUUGAGAACCCCUAUGUAUUUUACAGUGCUUUAUUCACAGAAGAUGAUUAUGGGUCUCAUGACGAGCUCCGGUAG